Choloepus didactylus (southern two-toed sloth) is the source of this 2199-nucleotide messenger RNA. It is a transcript of the gene GCKR, whose product is annotated as glucokinase regulator. Gene Ontology annotation, biological process: glucose homeostasis; response to fructose; negative regulation of glucokinase activity. The record is from RefSeq and is a predicted model, not a curated record. Gene Ontology annotation, cellular component: mitochondrion; nucleoplasm; cytosol. Gene Ontology annotation, molecular function: fructose-6-phosphate binding; carbohydrate binding; enzyme inhibitor activity. Lineage: Eukaryota; Metazoa; Chordata; Mammalia; Pilosa; Megalonychidae.
AUGCCCCCCCAGCCCCCAUGCCCUGCGCGCCCCCGCAGCAACCCUGCGCCCCCCAGCGCGCGGCUCUGCCCUGCCCACACCUACCUCCCCGCGGUCCUCGCGGCGGUCAGGCCUCCGGGGGCUGCUCGGUGCCCAGAGGGCGGCCCAUGGCCCGCCUCCGCGGCGCUGCCCUACCCCAUCCCGGCGCCGGCCCGGCUAGGAGGUCAGCACGCCGCCGAGCUGCGGGCGGAGGGCGGAGGCGGCGCGGGCCGCGGGGCUGCGGGGCCCCCCGAGCUCGGACGGGCCGCGGGGUCAGUGCUCGGGCAGGGGGCGUUGCCGGCGCGGCCCAGCGGCGGGCCUGGGUCCCGGGCGCAGGAGGCAGCGCGGCUUCUCCGCCGGCCCCGGCAGCGGGAGGUGACCGUCCCGGCGAGCCCGCCGCCGCCUUCUGCAGAGCCGGCCCCGCUCGCUCCGCCGCAGCCCGGCCGGGAUGUGCGGGCCCGCCCCGCCCCGCCGGGGUUCUCAACGCCGUCACUCCCUCCCCCCGGCACCCCACCCCGUGCUCCCGGGGCUCCUCCCAAUGGCGGCCUCCCGGGUCCCCAUCCCUUCUGCGUCCCGGCUCAGUCCGAGGAGCCGAGCACUGUUGUCUGGGGCAGGGCCUGGUAUCGUCCCCCAGAGAAGAGGGCAUUGUACCUGAAGGGCAAGACUGGCCUGAAUGAGGUUUUGACUUCCUGCCUCCAUCCUCGUGCCCCUGCUUCCUUCUGCUUGUCUGGGCAUGAGGCAGCCCUGCCAAUAAUAAAGUCAAGCCCACUGACCUGGGAUCUGGACAAAGCAGAUGCAGAGCAAACUGUUGUACUGCUGGGACGAUGUGAUGCCGAGGUCUUCCAGAAGGAGGGGCAAGCCAUACCCACACACCAGCAACUGUACAGUGAUUCCAUUCUGAGCACCAUAGUACAAGUGGCUGGAAAAGCUCAGGAAGUAUGAACGCCUGAUGGGAGGCUGGUGGUGCUGAGUGGAGGGGCCACCUCUGGCAGGAUGGCAUUCCUCAUGUCAGUCUCCUUUAACCAGCUAAUGAGAGGUCUAGGACAGAAACCUCUUUACACCUACCUCAUGGCAGGAGUAACCCCCCUCAUCAUGCCCUCCUCUCUGUCCCCAAAUCGGGCUCCCUUUGGUGCAGGAUUGAUGCACUACUGCAUGGAUAACCCAGCUGUCUUCUUGCCAGUCCUGUUUGGUUUCAACCCAGUGGGUAAGGCCAGAAAGGACCCCACUGAAGACUGGAGGUCAACAUUCUGCCAGGAAGCAGGGCAGAUGCAGAAAACCGCAAGGGAAAUAGAAAGUUUGGCGCCCCAUCUGCAAUCGGGCCCAAGGGCCUCAGUUGCCACCCCCCCACCCCCACCCCCCCGUCUCCCCUGGAUGAAAGGUGGAAGUGCCACCAAUAUCCUGUGGGAAACGUUACUGGCAGACAAGACUGUGGACCAAGGCAUUGUGGCAUCUCAGAGAUGGCUCUUGGAAAUCCUGCAGGCAUUGGAGUGGGCUUACCAGGUGACCUACUGCCAGAGCCCUAAGAUCACUGCCCUGAUGAAACAAGUCAGCACCAGCCCGGAGAAGAAAGGCCGGGUAUACCUGGUUGGCUGGCAGACCCUCGUCAUCAUCACCUUCAUGGAUGGAGUGGAGAGCAGCCACAGCUUUUCCAUCAUUCACUUCCUGCCCUUAAACUUCUCAGUUUUCCAAGAUGUCUGUGGCUUUCUCAUUGGUGAGCACAGUGACAUGUUGAACCAGAAGGCUCAGCUUGCCAACCAGGUCAGAGAAGGAGGAUGGGACUUGGGAAAUUAUGAAGAUUACCAGUGGCCAGAGGCUGGGAGAAAAGGGGAAGACCAACUGACCUUAUCACUUCUUCCACAGUGGUUCUCUGAACAGUCCAAGGCUCAAUGCACUGAGAGACUCCUCUAAGUGAUCCAAUUCUCUCAGCCACUGUUGAAUGAUAUUUGGGCUGCACCCAUCUCCCGUCGUAACUACAUCGUUGCACAUGAGAAAGAACAGAUAUCCUGCCCACAUCUAGUGAUCCCCGCAGCCUUGCAGAGCCUCCUCUCUGGGAUGCACCAUUCUGUAAGCUCAGCUCACCUGGACGCAGUGCCGUCUUUCUGUGGGGCUGUCAGGACCCUCCCUGGGCCAGGUCGGAGGCGCAGCACAGACCUUGAGAUCCUAGAGCCUGCACUGCAGUGA